Messenger RNA from Daktulosphaira vitifoliae (grape phylloxera), 1731 nucleotides. RefSeq lists its product as uncharacterized. Bases 88 to 1608 code for a protein of 506 amino acids. The record is from RefSeq and is a predicted model, not a curated record. Lineage: Eukaryota; Metazoa; Arthropoda; Insecta; Hemiptera; Phylloxeridae. The transcript has 2 exons.
UCUAAAAUUUAUUAUAGUGUAGUUUUGAAAAAUUACUCUUUUUAAGAAGUUAUAUUUUACCAUUAUUGAUUAGUUAAGAUACUAAUAAUGAUUUUUUAUCAACAUUAUGUGUUAACAAUCACCUUUCGGAUAUUUUGUAAUAUACAAUUUAUCACUUGUAGCUAUUGUAGAGAGGAACCAAAAAUUGUUAAUAAACUUAAAGAAACAGAAGACCUUAAAGUAGCAUUCAAUCUUGAUACUGGAUUUUCUUAUAAUACUAACCCUGAAAUGUUUGAAUUGGAUUUAGAUGAUUUUGUAGAUAUGAUAAAGGAGGAAGAUGACCCAGAAAUUAGUUUGUAUACCAAACCAGAUAUUAUCUACUACGAUCUUUAUUGCGGUGAUUUAUAUAAUUUUUUACAAUACAUAAACUCUAUACAAUCCUUAAUAGAAUAUGAUUCUACUUAUGAAUACGAUCAUUUAUUGUUGAACGAAUCAAUUAUUCAACAAAUGCUAGCUGAAAAACUAAAGGUAGAUUUACUAACAAAAAAAUUAAAGCCUUUUUGGAUAAUGUACAUGUUUGCUAUUUAUGUAAAAAUCCAAACGAAGGAUAAUAUAUUACCGAAGAAAUUACAUGUUACGAGAAUUCUAGAAAAAAUAAAGGAUUCUUUAUUGUUAUAUACAACUCAAAACUGUCGAAAAAAUAAUAAAUACAAUAUAACAGCUGAAUUUUACGCACUAGAAAAAAAAGAGAAAAUCUCAAUGAUAGAAAAAGUAAAGACAGUAAUGGUAAAUAGAAAGAAUAUUAAUAAUAUUUUACUGCACGGUGAAGAAGUAGAAGAUUGGGUUUCUCUUAAGAUAAUUUAUCUUCACGAUAUUAUUCAAAAUACAGAUAUGUUGAAAACUAUAAUAAUGGAUUUCGGUGAACAGAGUGAGAAAACUUUCAAAGUUAUUAUGAAAGAUAUUAAAAAAGCAUAUCACGCUGCAAAGAAUUAUUAUUGGUUUGAUAUAUGGAUUUCAAAAAUUAGAAUUUAUCAUGAUAAAAUCUUUAACAUUUUUAGAGUCGUAACUUUACAUUUAAUUAGAAAGUAUCUAAUGUAUUUAAGAAAUAAGGAUGAAAAAAUUGUGUUUCAGUAUUUAUCACAAAUGUACGAUUUCUUGGAAUAUAAUAAGUAUACAUUUGAUUUGUUUUAUCCUAGAUUUUCCGAGUUCCAUUCAAAGUUUGGAUUUACACCAGAUAGUUACUUUGAAAACUAUGAUCAUAUAAAUAAUAGUAUGAUCGGAGAUGUUGCAGACAUGAUAGAAAAUGUAUUUAGAGUUGAGUCUUUUGAAAUAUUAAAAAUAGAAGUAAAUAACGAAAUAUAUAACAUGAAUUCAAUUGAGAAAACUAAUACACUAAUGAAAUUAGUUCAAAUAAGCAAAGAAAAAAAAGAAAAAAUAGAAGAUUUUCAAAGUAACUCUGACAACAUAGGCUUGAAUGAUAGCUUUGAAAGAUUUAGUUUAUUUUUAGAAUAUUUUAUAAAUAUAUUUAAGCAUAAUCUUAAGAUUUUGUGGUCGUUCAAACAAUUUAGUUCGGACUACAAUAUAACUAAAUAUCGUAAUCGACGAGAAAAAAUAUUGCUUCAUCUAUAAUAUAUAUAUAUAUAUAUAUAUAUAUAAAUCAUCAAAAUGACUUAUAAUUGUUUUCAUUAAACUUAAUAAAAUUCUAAAUUUAAUUUUGAGUGUCGAAUAAUAAUAAAAUAAAUAAUAUUUGAA